Molecule: messenger RNA, 1304 nt
Organism: Anopheles stephensi (Asian malaria mosquito)
Lineage: Eukaryota; Metazoa; Arthropoda; Insecta; Diptera; Culicidae
Gene: Fis1
Product: mitochondrial fission 1 protein
Exons: 3
Coding region: 117-563 (148 amino acids)
Biological process (GO): mitochondrial fragmentation involved in apoptotic process; autophagy of mitochondrion; mitochondrial fission
Cellular component (GO): mitochondrial outer membrane; peroxisomal membrane
Molecular function (GO): protein binding
Source: RefSeq, a predicted model, not a curated record
ACCGUGCUGGCAGCAUCCCGGAUAACCGAGUGCAUAUUGUAAACACGAUAGUUCGUGUUCGGUGGAAAACAAUCUUUUCGUUCGCAUAAUAAAGCUUAAUUACCUACGACACUACAAUGGAGGAAAUACUAAACGAUUCUGUAGUAUCUGACGAACUUGCGAAAUUCGAAAAAAAGUACAACCAGGAGCUGAAGGACGGUAACGUGUCGACCACAACACAGUUCGAAUAUGCGUACUGCAUGGUGCGGAGUGACUUUACCAGCGAUAUGAAAACGGGACUAGUGUUGCUGGAAGAUCUGUUCGUCAAACACCCGGAAGGACGUCGCGACUAUUUGUACUAUAUGGCAAUCGGCCACACGCGGCUAAAGGAGUAUUCGGAGGCGCUCAAGCACGCACAAGCUUUUCUGGAAAUAGAACCAAACAAUCAGCAGGUGAUAGCGCUGGAAGAGUUGAUCAAGAAGCGCAUGGACAUCGAGGGAAUGAAGGGUGUUGCUAAAGCGACCGGUGCGGUGCUCGUGUUCGGUGGCAUUGUAGGGCUCGGGUUGGCACUGCUGAAGAAAUGAAAAUCACCUCGCUAAGCCCCGCAGCGCAGCGUCAAAACGGGCGACGUAGGGCUUAAGAUGAAGCAACAGCAGACGUGUUGGCAAUGAAUGUGGUAAGGUUUUAAUGGAAUAUCCUAGGUUUUAGCAUCCCUUUGGUAGGUUCGAAUUAACAGUUCCGAAAGAUAGUAUCCGCGCGAUGCAUUAUUCUUUAAAAGCACCUCAGCCAGUGAUAGCCGCUUUUAAGUACAAACGCAAAAAGAUAACAAAAUUAUUUUCCAAACCUCAGACAAAGGGGGUCUGCUGGCUCUUCUGGCCUCGGUGCCACCUGUGUCAACUUAAGACGAGACAGCUAAAAACAAACUACACGUCUUUCAAUUGGUAAACCCAUUCACGUCUUCUUUAGCAGUUCGAGAGCUUCUCUCUGAUUUGUUUUGAUUUUAAUUAGAGCAUCCCCGGUUGCCACCUUGUAAAAACAAAAUGUCCAACAUAUGUAAAGAUUUCCUGCACAACUAUCGAAAACUGGAGUCUGGAAAUGUUUGUUGUAGAAGUAAGGUAAAAUAUGCAUAGUGUGUCUCGUGCAGCUCGCUGUCCCACAUAAACAGGGUAAAUGUAAAGCGAUUCGGGUCCCGGAGCGGAGAGCUGUUGUGCUGAUAUUCAAACACGCAGCGUGACAUCUAUUUCCAGUGCUCGCUGAAGAAUGAACUAGGUGGAUAAAUGUGUUGUUAAUAAUCAAUCAAAUAUAGACAUAUUUAUUUAAAUAGA